Ceraceosorus bombacis is the source of this 1773-nucleotide messenger RNA. NCBI's taxonomy places the organism in Eukaryota, Fungi, Basidiomycota, Exobasidiomycetes, Ceraceosorales, Ceraceosoraceae. The record is from the annotation of a GenBank genome assembly.
AUGUCCGUCUUUGACUACACUGCACCAUGUGAGUACCCUUGCCGCGCCGCGCGUGCACCCGUCCUCGCUUUUAUUCCCACCCACACCACUUCCUCACCAAUGCUUCAUCCCCCCCCCGCGCCUACCAUCAGGGCCAAUCUACGGUGUGACGUGGUCCAAUGCUCCAUCCGCCCGAUCACGCAGCGAUCUCUACGCUCCACGAACAGGCACAGGCACAGUCGCAGGUGCAACGGGUGCUCGUGUGGCCAUCAGCAGCUUUGUGGAAGAGGCGAACAACGAGGUGCAGGUGUUGGGAGUGAGGAGUGGCAGCGAUGGGUGAGCAGCCUGCGCGGGCGCGGGCGUGGGCGUGGGCGUGGGCGCCAUGUACAGCAGCUCACAUUCACACACCCACACCCACACGCAGGCCGUAUUUCGAUGCGCUGGCCAGCACUGCGCAUCCCUAUCCCGCUAGCAAGAUAGCUUGGCAACCAUCCACGCUGUCCAGCGGCGAUGCUUCAGAAGCUUGGCAGGACAGAGAGCUGCUAGCCACCACUGCAGAUUGUCUGAGGAUAUGGGAGUGCGCUUCGGAUCUGCAGCAGCAGGAUGAACAGGCGGCUGCUAGCAGCGGCGGUGGUGGUUUCGUUGGCGCUGCGCAUACACGCUUGCCCUUUUCCCUCGUCGAAAAGAGCGUACUGGCUCAUGUGAGUUGGCGCAGCGAGCGAGCCUCUGCUCUCCAUCGCAUCGCAUCGCAUCGCAUCGCGCUGAAUCGUCCACUCGAUUCGUGUGCUGCCACCCCAACAGGCCAGCAAAAACUCCACCUCACCACCCGCGCCCUUGACGUCGUUCAGCUGGAACGCUCCCUCGCCCUCACUCGUCGUCACCUCCUCCAUCGACACGACGUGCACCAUUUGGGAUCUGCCCACUCGCACAGCUCUCACGCAGCUCAUUGCGCAUGAUCGAGAAGUGUACGACGUGGACUGGUGUCCAGGCUCAUCCGACGUGUUUGCCAGCGUAGGUGCGGAUGGGAGCGUGCGCGUCUUCGAUCUCCGGUCACUGGAGCACAGCACCAUCAUCUACGAGACUGGUGCGCCGCAAUCCAGCAGCGCAAGUUCCAGCAGCGGCGGCGGAGGAGGAGGAGCAGGAGGUCGCAACGGCAUCAUGCCAUUUCCCCUGCUUCGCAUCGCCUUUAAUCCGUGGGACGCAAACUACCUGGCCACAUUUGCAGCGGACACCAACGUCGUCUCUAUACUCGAUGUCAGGGCGCCCGGAUCGCCUAUUUUGGAGUUGAGAGGACAUGCAGCAUCGAUCAAUUCCGUCGCUUGGGGUCCACCGGGUGCGGGAAGCAGCUCUUCGUCGAGCAAGGGCAUGAUCAGCACGACGAGCGAUGAUGGACAAGUGUUGGUGUACGAUUUGGCAUCUAGCACUCUUCGCAGCGCAUCGGCCCAAGGUAGACGGUCACGCAACGGUCGAGGAGGAGGAGCAGGAGGAGCAGGAGGGGCGACGAGCAGCAGCAGCGAACAACCUUCACCGGCGCACACGCCAAGCACGUCCUACUCUGCUUCUCCUGCUCCCAGCAGCGGCGAACAAGCAGCAGCAGCAGCGGCAGGAGUAGCGCAGAUUGGAGGUAUGGUGGAGAAUCCGGUAUUGGCGCACUCGGUGGAUGCGUGCGUGAACAAUUGCGCGUGGCUCAGGCCGUUUGAGAAGCGCAGCAGCAGCAAGGCUGUGGCCAUGCCGGCGGAAGACUACUGGAUGGCCGUCGUGUCGGGCAGGAAUCUGAGGGCAUUGGCAGUGUAG